This is a messenger RNA of Ziziphus jujuba (common jujube), 1899 nucleotides long. Its product is annotated as 2-oxoisovalerate dehydrogenase subunit alpha 2, mitochondrial. Gene Ontology annotation, biological process: branched-chain amino acid catabolic process. Lineage: Eukaryota; Viridiplantae; Streptophyta; Magnoliopsida; Rosales; Rhamnaceae. The coding region runs from base 306 to 1718 and encodes 470 amino acids. Gene Ontology annotation, molecular function: oxidoreductase activity, acting on the aldehyde or oxo group of donors, disulfide as acceptor. The transcript is spliced from 9 exons. The record is from RefSeq and is a predicted model, not a curated record.
CUCAUAAAGAUUAGAAUUCCUGCCACGACAGAAUUAUCAUUUAUUAUAUCUGAUUUGGCACUCUAAUCUUUAACCUCACCAUCAAUAAAUAAAUAAAUAAACGAAUCGAAUAGAAUAAAAAACAAAAUAAACAACCUUUAUAGAUUCGACGAACAGCCUCUGAGAAAGCUAAACCAGUUUUGUACUCUGUCUUCUCUAUCUCACAAACAGACAUACACUCGCUUGUUGUCCACCAUUUUCAUUUUCAUUUUCAAUUUCAUUUUCGUCAGUUGUUCUUUUCUUUUUCUUGGGAACAUAAUCCGAAGAUGGCUCUUUGGCUGAGGAAAUCACUGAAAACUAUCAACAACUUCAAGUCUAUGAUGGGCAUGAUCAACCACAGUUCUUCUUCGCCUUCUCCCUCUUUCAAUCAAAAUCUCAGAAACCCACCUGUAAUUUUCAUUGAUUCACCAACCUAUUUCUCCUCUCAUCGUUAUGAAUCCACCAGAGCGGAGAAACAGUCGGAUUCUGUAUAUGGUUCCCAUUGCCAUGCACAGGUCAUGGAUUUCCCAGGAGGAAAGAUUAUGUUCUCUCCUGUCAUGAGGUUCAUAUCUGAAUCGACUCAGGAGCGCGUACAUUGCUAUCAGGUCCUUGAUGACAAUGGGAAUCCAAUUACUGGCAGCAACUAUGUACAGGUCAGUGAGGAAGUUGCUCUGAAAAUGUACUCUAACAUGGUUACGCUUCAAAUUAUGGACACAAUCUUCUAUGAAGCACAAAGACAGGGUAGAAUUUCCUUUUAUGCAACCACAAUUGGAGAAGAGGCUAUCAAUAUUGCAUCUGCAGCAGCACUCACCAUUGAUGAUUUUGUCUUUCCUCAGUACCGGGAGCCAGGAGUACUCUUAUGGCGUGGUUUCACCCUACAAGAAUUUGCGAACCAGUGUUUCAGUAACAAAGCUGAUUACGGGAAGGGCAGGCAGAUGCCAAUACAUUAUGUGUCUAAAAGGCACAACUAUUUCACUGUAGCAUCAACAAUUGCUACACAAAUUCCUCAUGCUGUUGGUGCUGCAUAUUCUAUGAAGAUGGAUAAAAAAGGUGCCUGUGCGGUGACUUAUUUUGGUGAUGGUGGAACAAGUGAGGGUGAUUUCCAUGCUGCUCUAAAUUUUGCAGCAGUUAGGGAGGUCCCAGUUAUUUUUAUCUGUCGCAACAAUGGAUGGGCUAUCAGUACACCUACUUCAGACCAGUUCCGAAGUGAUGGUAUCGUUGUCAAAGGUAAGGCUUAUGGAGUCCGAAGUAUUCGCGUUGAUGGUAACGAUGCUCUUGCCAUGUAUAGUGCAGUCCAUGCAGCACGUAGUAUGGCAAUUAGUGAAAACAAACCAAUCUUAAUUGAGGCCUUAACAUAUCGAGUGGGACACCAUUCCACAUCAGAUGAUUCAACCAAGUACCGUCCAAUUGAAGAGAUCGAAUGGUUUAAAGUAGUACGAGACCCGGUAACUAGAUUUAGAAAGUGGAUCGAAAACAGGGGCUGGUGGAAUGGCAAACUUGAGUCAGAGCUUAGAAACACUGUGAAGGAGGAGCUGUUAGAUGCGAUUCAAGUAGCAGAGAAAGUUGAGAAACCCACAAUUGCAGAACUUUUCACAGACGUAUACGAUGUCUCACCAUCCAACCUUCGUGAUCAGGAGAAGUUUCUGCGAGAAACAAUCAAAAGACACCCUCAGGAUUACCCAUCAGAUGUUCCUUUGUAGAUAACAUUUCCUUUGUAUGAUGUAAAGGAAAUUUUAUCACAAUAUCAAUUGCUCAACUUUAUGGAUAAAUUUUCAUUGGAAGUGCAAAAGGGAACAAUUCCAACGAAAAUUAUCAGGUAUUUUGAGCGACUUCUUUUUCUAAUCUAAUAUGGAAGACAGCUUUUGAAAAUAUGAUUUUUUA